Messenger RNA from Porites evermanni, 386 nucleotides. NCBI's taxonomy places the organism in Eukaryota, Metazoa, Cnidaria, Anthozoa, Scleractinia, Poritidae. The record is from the annotation of a GenBank genome assembly.
AUGGAGGACAAACGAGGAGAAACCUUGCCCUUGAAGGUUCCAUCAACAGCAUCUGCCGAAGAUUUUCGCCUCGCUGCAGUAAAGAAACAUACUCUAUUAACAGCAGGUUUAUUCAUUCACAAUCUGAGUACAAACUGGCCUUCAAGGAUGGCAGUGAUGCUAAACACAUCCCUGGCAUAGGCCCUAAGAGACUCUUUACUUUGAGGAGGUAUAAGGGAGAGUCUAGAUUGGGAUAUGGACCAAUAACUCUUUUUCUCCGACCUGAAGGGGGUAUAUUUAAAGAACUUCGACGAUCUGUUGAUGAAGAUGACGAUUUGUUGUGUGAUAGUGCCAAGAGUGCCACUAAAGAUUCCAGUGAUGAUGAAGAUUUCACUAAGUCUGAUUAA